This is a messenger RNA of Sphaeramia orbicularis (orbiculate cardinalfish), 2728 nucleotides long. RefSeq names its product cylindromatosis (turban tumor syndrome) 2 (gene cyld2). Bases 147 to 2285 code for a protein of 712 amino acids. Gene Ontology annotation, biological process: protein deubiquitination. NCBI's taxonomy places the organism in Eukaryota, Metazoa, Chordata, Actinopteri, Kurtiformes, Apogonidae. The record is from RefSeq and is a predicted model, not a curated record. The transcript is spliced from 14 exons. Gene Ontology annotation, molecular function: cysteine-type deubiquitinase activity.
UCAGGAGAAGAACAAGUGUCUGCUGUUGUCUGGGUCAAAUGUAGGAGCACUGGAGCGAACUGUCGAAGGAAGCCCAAAAAACUAUUUCCUGCUUUUCUGAAACACUACACCUGCUCUGAACUGUUGGUGGAUCACAGAGCGUUUCCAUGGAGACCAGGUCUGUUGGAAAGGACAAGUUUUUCAUAGUGAUUCGAGGGAAGACGAGGAAAGGCUUCUGCAGAGGAUGCAUCGGCCGUGUGGAGGCAGAGCUACAGCACGGGGAGCUGGUGGGGCUUAUGUACGGUACCAGCAACAACGCAGGCAGCCCCAAGAAUGGAGGUACAGUGAGGAGGGAGGACACCUACCCCCUGAGCCGCCACCAGGCCCAGCUCCUGCUCUUCAUCUCCUCUGUCAGCAAACGUCUGGAGGUUCUGUGCAACCCGCAGCUGUUCUCAGCCAUCUGCGAGCUGUCGCAGGAUGACCUGGUGGUGGUGAAGCACAAGAAGGGACACCUGCCAGGACUGGUGAAGAACCUGAUGCAGAUCGGGAGGAAGGUCAACCAAGAUGACCUGCACAUGCUGGGCUUCGAGGUGGAGUUUGUGGACAAUGAUCACAGUUUGUCGUCCAAGAAACCGGUUCCUCUGCCCCUGUUCAGUGCAGCAGACAUCGUCCAGGUGGUCCCAUCCUACUCCGUCCCUGUUGGUCUCUACUGGAAGGACGGACAAUGUGGAGGUCAGAACCGAAAAGCACUGACCCGGAUCAACUCCAUGCCAACGAUAGGAUCUUGUGGACGACAAAUAAGAGAACUCCUUACAGACACCUUCACCCAGAACCACAGUCUGAGCAGGUCCCACAUGGAGGUGGGGUCUCUGGUGGAAGUGGUGUCCAACUCAGGGGUCACAGUGUAUGGAGUCAUCCGGUGGUUGGGGGUCCCUGAAGGGAAGACAGGGGAAUGGGCUGGGAUUGAACUGGACUAUGACAUAAACGGCUGCUCUGAUGGAAAAUACGGAGGCCACAGGUACUUCACCUGCAAAGGGAACAAGGCUCUGUUUGUUCCUGUGUCCAAGUGCAGCCCUGACAGCAGGUUUGUCUGCUCGUCUGCUGGGACGGAGAACCUCAGACCCACUGAAGGACCUCCAGCACUUCCGUUUGAUGAGCUGGAUGAAGAUGCCCCUCCUAUCCCUGAAUCUGACGCCGUCUCUUUGUUAGUGGGAAGAAUGAAAGGGAUUCAGGGUCACAUUAACUCCUGUUACUUGGAUGCCACCCUGUUCAGUUUGUUCAGUUCAUCCCUGAUCCUCGAUAAGAUCUGCCAGACGCCUGCUGACUCAGAACAACCCAUAACCCAAAACACUCUGAGAAAGAUCAUCAACUGUUUACGCAGACAAGGGUUUGUUCCUGCUGAGAGUGUGAUGAAUUUCCGCAAACAACUUGGCUGCGACACGUUUCGAACAGAAGAAAAAGACCCAGAGGAGUUCAUCACAGUCCUCUUUCAGAAGGUGCUUUGCAUAGAACCGCUGCUCAAACUGAGGUCAAAAAGACAAACGUCUCAGGGAGCGUACACCUUCCAGAUCUUCUUGCAGAAGGAGCAGGUGGUGCAGGUACCAACGGUCCAGCAGCUGCUCGAUGCGUCAUGUUUGUCAUGUGACCUCAAGUUUGAGGAGAUGCCGUCAUGUCUGAUGGUUCAGAUGCCCAGGUUUGGAAACAAGUAUAAGAUGUUUUCUCAGAUCAUUCCCUCCAUGGAGUUGGACAUUACAGACCUCCUUUACAACUCUCCAAGGGAAUGUUUUAUCUGUGGUCAACGGGCAGAGUGCGAAUGUUUACAGUGCCUUCCAGAUCAAAAACUGCAGCCGGGAAGAAUCAAGCAGUACUGCAACACCUGCAACACACAGGUACACACCCAUCCCACACGGCGCAGCCACACCCCCCAAGCCCUAGAGCUGCCAGAGGGGGGGCCCACUGAUGCCCCCACGCCCACGCAUAAGAUGGAGCUGUUUGCUGUGCUCUGCAUCCAAACAAGCCACUAUGUGUCAUUCAUCAAAUACGGCCCUGACCCUCACUCCUGGCUGUUCUUUGACUGUAUGGCAGACAGAUGUGGUGACGAUCAGAGCGGAUACAACAUUCCAGAGAUCCGGGCCUGUCCAGAGCUGGGGGACUUCCUGUGUCAGUCAGAGGAGGAGCUGGGGCGGGCCAACCCCUCCCAGGCUCCUGAACUGGUGCGAAGGCUACUCUGUGACUCCUACAUGUUUUUAUACCAGACUCAGGCCACACCCCUUUGGAGGUCCGACCAGCAGCAGGACCAGCCGUGAACACAGAACCAGCACCAAGGUUGUCAUCACUGUGCCUUCAGAUCCUUACACCACCAACACACUGUGUACUGUAUAUAAACACCAUGAUCUCAAAUAGAUGCUUUAACAUAAAAAAAAAAAAUAUUCCAGAAGAGAGAAUCUAUAAAAGAAAUGCAAGUGUCUAAACUGAGUCCUAACCUUUUAUAUAUUAAGUAAAGGAGCAGGAACACACUGCUGUCUUCAUGUCUUCAAUGUUUUUGCUGCUGUUAUUGUUGUUUGUCUAAAACUGUGAUUAUUUAUACUCAGAUUUAUGAAGGAAAUUGAAGUGUGUCUUUUAGUUUAUGACUCUAUUUUGUAAAUUAAAGUUCAAGUUUCUCCAUCGCUCUGUGACAUGAUUGUUGCUGAAUUAUGUAAAUGUACUUUGGUCUAAUGAGCUCCUCAUUAAAGUACCUCAAUACAUGACA